ACAAAUGUGAUAAAAACAGAGAAGUGAGCCAUGAGGGCAUUUGAACAGUGUUUCCAGGCUGAUUUGGGCAGGUUUAGUGUGGUAGAGACUGGGAUUUAUACCACUGCGUCUAUGAGAUGUGUUCACUAAUAAAAUGAAACUGUGUGUGUGUGUGUGUGUGGUUAGUGCUGAGGUGUGUGUUUUUUGAGAUCACGGAUGCAUUAAGGUGGCGUCUAACUCGCGACUCAAAACAACUUAAUUGUGGUCGGUGAGUCUCACCUGCCGACACUUUUUGCUGAAUUCUCGUCGUCUCCAGUCGGAGGUCUGAUUCAGAAUAGGUCCAAGCAGUGAUUUCAGAUUCUCAUCCCAGUCAUGUGGUGAUACAGUCUCUCUCACACCCACACACCCACACAGUCCCUCGCUCGCUCGCACUCAUCAUGGCCCACCCGUACGACCCCUGGUUGCGCGCGGGACCGCCGCAGGAGGAGGUGAGCGUGUCAGGCUGGUGGGACGUGCACACUGGAGCGGCAGCAGGCUGGAUGGACCUGCAGGGGGCGGGGCUGGGGGCGGGGCCAGCGCAGGGCAGCUCAAUGAGCUCCUAUACGCCCGACCCACAAAUGUGUUGCCUGCCGCCCUCCGGGCCCACCCACUCCGGCCUGCACUACCCGCCCGAAGGCUUUAAGAUGGAACCGCUGACGCAGGAUCUGCUGCCGCUCCCCCAGGCCUCCUCGUCCUACUCCACGGAGGAGCAACAGGACGCCGCGGGCGCUUCCGCUCGCCCGAAAUCGCAGCGUCGCGCCGGCAGUCGUGCUCCCGGUCAGGCCUCCUGCCGCUGUCCCAACUGCCUGAGCGCCGAGUCGCUGGGAAGCGCCGGUGACGGUGGCAAACGCAAGCACCUGCACAACUGCCACAUCCCCGGCUGCGGGAAAGCGUACGUGAAGACGUCACACCUCAAAGCGCACCUGCGCUGGCACAGCGGCGACCGGCCCUUCGUCUGCAACUGGCUGUUCUGCGGCAAACGCUUCACGCGCUCCGAUGAACUGCAGCGCCACCUGCAGACGCACACCGGCGCCAAGCGCUUCGGCUGCAGCUCGUGCCCGCGGGUCUUCCUGCGCGCCGACCACCUGGCCAAACACGUGCGCGUGCACGAGUCGCCGUGCCAACCGGCCGAAGACGCUCUCUCCGCGACGACGGCGCCGCCCGCGGCAGGAAGCGGCUCCGCUGCCACGUCACUGCUCAGAGUGAAGACGGAAUCAGAGAACUGCGACGACGACACGACGGUAGCAAACAGUUAAUCGCGCCAACGCUCAUAAGAGUCACAUGACCAAUAAAUAAGGACUUACGGAUGUGCCGUUCUUCAUUCUGAAGGCGACUGAUAUGAAAAGUCACAUUUGUAAAUGAUCUGUAGAAGACGGCAUUAGGAUUAAAUACAUAACGCUUUUAUAUCAUCAGUUUUAUUUAUAUUUGUACAUUUUAUGUUUUAUAUUCUCUGUUGAUUAACUUAAGAUGUUGUGUGUUGCCCAUGCAUUUUCGUAAUUGUGAUUUUUAGUGAGGAUAUGUAAUUAGUUUGAAUAAAGAUAAAGCAUUUUGGUCUUUUUUAUAUGUCUUGUGAUAGUGCCAUA
Molecule: messenger RNA, 1601 nt
Organism: Labeo rohita (rohu)
Lineage: Eukaryota; Metazoa; Chordata; Actinopteri; Cypriniformes; Cyprinidae
Gene: sp6
Product: Sp6 transcription factor
Exons: 2
Coding region: 417-1274 (285 amino acids)
Biological process (GO): regulation of transcription by RNA polymerase II
Molecular function (GO): DNA-binding transcription factor activity, RNA polymerase II-specific; RNA polymerase II cis-regulatory region sequence-specific DNA binding
Source: RefSeq, a predicted model, not a curated record